Messenger RNA from Brachypodium distachyon (stiff brome), 3144 nucleotides. RefSeq names its product calmodulin-binding protein 60 B. Bases 1032 to 2546 code for a protein of 504 amino acids. Gene Ontology annotation, biological process: regulation of salicylic acid biosynthetic process. The transcript has 8 exons. The record is from RefSeq and is a predicted model, not a curated record. Lineage: Eukaryota; Viridiplantae; Streptophyta; Magnoliopsida; Poales; Poaceae. Gene Ontology annotation, cellular component: nucleus. Gene Ontology annotation, molecular function: sequence-specific DNA binding; DNA-binding transcription factor activity; calmodulin binding.
CGCCCGACCUGCCGCCAUCCCGCGAGCCCCGCGCCUGGAGGAGACGCAGGGUGGCGCUUGGAGGCUGCCCGCGCCCAGAUCCGGCCUGCACCGACCCAACCGCCGCGGAUCCGGCCAGGAUCCGUCCUCCCUCUCUCCCGCCGGUAAGUCUUCCUCUCUUUUCCUCUCUCCAUUCGCUCUCACGCUCUCUCUCUCUCUCUACUGCAGCCAUGGAGCUCGACCUCAGCCCUCCCUCGGCCGCCAUGGAUCCCCAGGACGACGACAACAUUGAAGGCGACCGGUAGCGGCUACAUCUCCAGGACAGCGGCAUGAGUGGCGGCUGUGGAUUUGACGGCGAAGGUUGUGCGGGUGGCGCGUUCAUGGAGUCGACGGCGACGUCAGGGAGUUGAUAACGACGGUGCGGUGAGGUCGACGGGCUGGUGUGUGGAUUUGGGGCUGGCCGGGGACCGGCCACUUUUUUUUUAUUUUCUUCAAAUUCCCAUCAGUGUCGGGCGUUGUGUUGUGACCGCCAGUGAUGGAGAAAGAACACUAAUGGUGCACACAUCAGUAAGGAAGUUAGCAAGGGGCUUGUUUUCCGCCUGUUACUAAUGAAGGAUCCUGUAGUAGUGUAGUAGUAGGAGUACUACUCUAAAUCAGUGACGCGGAGUAACUGUUACCACAUCGCAAUUAGACCUCAUCAGUUUGCCGCGUUACAGUGUUGAAAAUCUUGCCGGCGAAGUUUCGACGAACUUGGCACUCAAGACCGACAAUUGAGUACUUCGCUGGCCAAUACAAACUCACGGACGGCUGAUCUUCUUUCUUUGUGCAUAAGCAUUGCACGCAGCGAGGAAAAGCCGGCGAUUAUUCCUGUCGUCCCGUUGUUCUGUAGUCUGUACUCUCGACGCGUUUUAUAUAUAUACUGGAGUAGAGUACGCUCAAGUAGCUCGACUUCCAGUAAACCAGUACCCAGAGACCAAAGUCUACUCCACUUGUAGCAGGCGCACGCGUCGUUCCCGUGCUCUCCUUCUGCUUCUCCUGCUCAACCUCCGGCGAUGUCGCUCUCUCGGCCUCGUCGGAAGAACAGGGAGGAGGACCGCGACGGUGAGAGUGGCGAGGACCAGCGGGGACCACCGCCGGCGAAGCGGCUGCGGCCAUGCCGCCGCUGCUGCCAGGAGAAUAAGGAUUUAUACGGGAGCCAGAUUGAGAUACUCACCAACAAGAUGGAAUGUGUGUCAAAGGGGUUCGAAACCUUGCAGAAAGAGAUGCAAGGAUUCCAUCAGCUGAUGCGGGAACGGUUCAACACCUUAAUUUCAAGUAUGGAGAGAACUGGAGAACAUGUUCAGCAAAAUAGUAAUAUCAGGACCUCCUCUGAUCACACUGAAAUUACAACCUAUAGAAUGAAAUUUGAGAACAGAUGUUGUAAUGACAAGUAUUCAAGACAUGACAUAACAGCAGAUGAUGGUAAUCAAAUAAAGGUAGCUAUAUACGAUCGUGACAAUGGAAUCGUCACACACGGGCCCUUGUCUUGUAUGCAAGUUAAGAUUGUUGUCCUUGAUGGUGAAUUUAACAAUGCCAAUAAGAAGCGGAACAGAGACUACUUCCGUAGAAAAAUAGUAUCUGGCCGGACUGGAAAACCAUCUUUGUUUUCGGAAAAUAUUUAUCUAAGGCUGGAAAAUGGUGUGGCUGACCUCCAUGGUGUUAAAUUCCAAGACAAUUCAAGUUGGUUACCAAGCAAAAAAUUCAAGUUAGGAGUCAUGGUUGAUGAUGAUAGCAUACCAGAAGAUAUCCAGCAAGGAAUAUCUGAUUCUUUUGCUGUGAAAGAUGGUCGGGGGUACGCGGCCAAAAAGGACCCGUCUCCAUCUCUGAGUGACCCAGUCUAUAAGCUGAAGGAAAUUGCGGAAAAUGGUAAAAGGAGGAAGCUACUAGAGCAGAAGGGUAUCGAAACAGUGCAGAAUUUUUUAUGGUCCUACAAUAAGGAUAAGAAUAACCUGCGUAAAGACUGUGGGAAUAUUUCAGACCAUGACUGGGACGUCAUUGUUGUACAUGCGCAGAGUUGUAAUCAAGAACACAUACAGCAUUCCUACUACAUUCAAGAAGGGAAUGCUACCGUUUUAUUCAACUCUCUUUACUGCAUUACUGGUGCAGAUUUCGGUGGUAUAUACACUUCUUAUGAAAAUUUUAACAAGGCUCAGAAGGACUUGGUGAAAAAAUACUGGACAACUGCAUAUGACAAUUUGGAAGUUGUUCAGUAUGAAGACCAAAGUGCAUCUACUGAGCAUGAGGUUAUACAUGGAGACAAGAACAGCUGCAACUUAAGGGGAUCAUGCUCAACAGUACCAACUUCUUCACUCUCAACAUGGUUUCCCGAUGAACCUUCUCAGCAAGGCAAGGUUUUGGAUAGUGAUCCACCACACGCAAGCCCUUGUACCCAUCAACGUUGGGUGAAAAUUGUGACCACACUCACCACUCUUCACUUCUGGAAGAAUAUGGGUUGGUAUCUAAUGAAACGACAAAUGCUCGAGAGUCCUGAAAGUAACUUCGCGGUGACAGAUUUACUGGAGUACUGAAUGGUUACUAUUAGGAAUGUUUCGAUUUCCGUCAGUUCCAAAAUUUGUUGUUUGGUUUCCCUUGGGUAAAUAUUAUUUGGACUGUAAUAAGGACAUGAUUGGGAAAAAAAAUCGUGUGUUGUAAAAAUUUGAUGUACCUGCUUGGCAUGCAGGCAUUUUCUCUGUCAGUUUUGAGCACCCGGUGUGGUCACCUUCAUAUGCUGCUUGCCAAGCUGCUCUCUGCAUGGUCACCUUCAUCCUCGGCCAUCCGCGCCUUCCUUUCGGAGAGCGCGUGAUAAUAUUUCAGAAGUGAUAUUGGAAGCAAAAAACCAACUUCGAGUACCACUUAACAGCCGGGGAGCGAUCGCCGGCGCGUGCAGCGGCCAUGACGUGUGGGGCUUACGUGGCAUGGAAUUUGUGGAAAGAAAGGAACCACCGCAUUUUUCAGGGUAAGGAAGUCUCUGCACUCUGCACUGAGGCUGCUGGAGACCAUUGUUGCUGAUGUUGAGUUCUUUCGCCUCGCGAAGGAGUUGUAAGCUGAGCUUUGUACAGCCGAGCGGUUUGUUGGCAUCGGUUUUUUUUUUCCUUUCUCUUUUCAAGAUCUAAGGGGUUUUGCUUC